Hansenula ciferrii is the source of this 1359-nucleotide messenger RNA. Its product is annotated as histidine phosphatase family protein. Gene Ontology annotation, cellular component: fungal-type cell wall. The transcript has a single exon. Gene Ontology annotation, molecular function: acid phosphatase activity. The coding region runs from base 1 to 1359 and encodes 452 amino acids. The record is from RefSeq and is a predicted model, not a curated record. NCBI's taxonomy places the organism in Eukaryota, Fungi, Ascomycota, Saccharomycetes, Phaffomycetales, Wickerhamomycetaceae.
AUGCAAUUAUCAACUACCGUCUUAUCUGCAUUGGCAUUUUCCAUUGCUACAAUUGAUGCUUUCCCAAUUCCACUGCAAUCUGAACAAUUAUCUUAUAAACCAUAUACUCAAGAAGCUUUAGAUCAAUUUAACGUUCUUAGAUUCUUAUCAACAUCAUCACCAUAUAUUCAAAAUCCAGGAUAUGGUAUUUCAAAAGAUACACCAUUUCAAUGUAAAGUUACACAAGCAAAUUUAUUAUCAAGACAUGGUGAAAGAAUUCCAAGUGAAGAUAAAUUAGAGAAAAUAACUAAACAUUUGGCUGAUAUUAAAAAUUCUUCAGAAGAGAUCAAAGGUCCAUUGAAUUUCUUAAAAUACUAUGAUUUUGAAGGUUUAGAUUUAAGUAAAGCUGAUGAUGAAACCGCUAAAGGUCCUUACUCUGGUCUUUUGGAUUUAUAUACACACGGUGCCCUAUUUAGGGAAGUCUAUGAUGAUAUAUUCAAUGAAAAGGAAGGUGUUAAAUUCUUUUCAUCAAAUGGUAGUAGAAUAGUUGCAUCUGCUAAAAGUUUUGCCCAAGGGUUCCUAGGUGAAGAUUAUAAUGAAAGUUAUAUCAUUCAAAUUGAAGAAGAUAAUGAAAAAUUAGGUGCUAAUUCUUUAACUCCAAUCAACUAUUGUAAGAAUUAUGAUUGGGAAAACGGUGAAGAUAAAAUUGAUAGUGUCUCUGAUGAUUACUUAAAGGAUAUUGCUGAAAGACUAAACACUGAAUCACCAGGAUUGAACAUCUCCAAGAAAGCUGUUAAAUCAUUAAUGGAUUAUUGUGGAAUUGAUUUAAUUGUUACUGGCUCAAGUGAGAUUUGUGAUAUUUUCAAAUCUGAUGAAUUUUUGGCUUAUUCUUAUUCAAAUGAUGUUAAAGUUUAUUUUGAACAAGGUCCAGGUAAUAAUCUUUCUAGUUCAGUUGGUGCCGUUUAUGUUAAUGGAUUAAUCAAAUCUUUAAAAGAUAAGAAUGCCAAUUUGACAUUAUCAUUCACACAUAGUUCAAGUAUGUUCCCAAUUAUCUCUGCUUUAGGAUUGUAUGAUGGUGAAAUUCCAACUGAUUAUCAAGAUUUUGAUCAUCCUUGGAAAGUUUCAAAUAUCAUGCCAAUGGGUGCUCGUUUAGUUUUUGAAAGAUUAGAGUGUGAUGGUGAAGAUGAACCAUUUGUUAGAAUUAUUCAUAAUGACGCUGUAUUACCCUUAAAAGGACAUUCAACAGGUCCUGGUUUCAGUACACCAUUGAGUGACUUUGAAGAUUAUUAUAAUGAUAGAUUUGAAGGAAAAGAUUAUGUCAAAGAUUGUGGAUUAGAUGAAGGUACACCAGAUGAAUUAACAUUCUUCUGGGAUAAUUAG